This is a messenger RNA of Mangifera indica (mango), 728 nucleotides long. RefSeq names its product mitochondrial protein import protein ZIM17. The record is from RefSeq and is a predicted model, not a curated record. Gene Ontology annotation, cellular component: mitochondrion. Gene Ontology annotation, molecular function: protein-folding chaperone binding; zinc ion binding. NCBI's taxonomy places the organism in Eukaryota, Viridiplantae, Streptophyta, Magnoliopsida, Sapindales, Anacardiaceae. Gene Ontology annotation, biological process: protein folding; protein stabilization; protein import into mitochondrial matrix. The coding region runs from base 81 to 572 and encodes 163 amino acids. The transcript has 4 exons.
UGAAAAAUAAAUUUUAUCAUUAUAACCGAAGCUCAGGUCGCUUUGUCGAAGUUUGCCUCGAAACUGAUACAACCUCGGCCAUGGCGGCAGCAACUUCUCAGUGUCUCACUUCCUCCAUAACAUCACUCUCAUUUCCAACAAUUAAACCUAACAAUUCCAUCAAUUCGCUUAUUGGCCCAAAUUCUUUUAAACCAAUUUGUUUCUCCAACAGAACAACUCCUACUCUUACCGGGUUGAGAAUUUCUAAGGUGAAUGGAUUGUUACGAGAUCACCAGUACAGAGUAUUGGCGGUUUCUGAGUUAAAGCCAGAAUCAGAAUUGAGUGAUUCGAACAAGGACACUACCAUUGACAUAAAAUUGCCUAGAAGAAGUCUGCUUGUACAAUUUACUUGUAAUGAAUGUGGUGAAAGAACACAAAGAUUCAUAAAUCGCUUGGCAUAUGAACGGGGGCUUGUAUUUGUACAGUGUGCUGGGUGUCGGAGGCAUCACAAGUUAGUUGAUAACCUUGGUCUGGUGGUUGAGUAUGACUUGCGGGAAGAAAUCAACUCGGAAGCUAAUACAGAUCAAGUUUGAUAACUGAUGAAAAAAUCAUUUUUGUGUAGUUUGGUUGUGAUAUUUUUGAAAAUUCAUGUUCUCAUCCAGCGCUCUCUGUUUCUGUCAAAAGAUAAAAUAUUCUUAUACAUGAAAUGCAAAAAAAUACAAAAAUGUCAACAGUUUACUGUUUCUUCA